AUGGCAGACUGCAGCAUGGAGGGGAGCAAGCGGCCAGGAUCAGAGGUGGGAGUUUCUUACACUGGCUUGGCUGUUGAGAAACUUCAGGAGCUUGUGGUGAUGGAAUCAUUGCUUUUACUUUGCAAGUUACUUAAGGAUAUUGUUGGGAUUAAGAAACAGUUUAGGCUUGCAACUCAGCCUUUGGCUUUAAAGAUAUUACAAAACUCAGGUGUAAUGUCUUUGCUGAGACCUCUUUUGCUGGAUGUUGUCCCAACUGUUCAACAGACUGCUGCUUUGGCUCUUGGGAGACUUGCCAAUUACAAUGAUGACCUGGCAGAGGCAGUUGUGAAGGGAGACAUUCUUCCACAGCUCGUGUGCUCAUUGUCUGAGCAGAAUCGUUUCUACAAAAAGGCAGCUGCAUUUGUGCUAAGAGCAGUUGCUAAACAUUCUCCACAGCUGGCUCAGGCAAUAGUUCAGUGUGGAGCACUGGAAAUGCUUGUGAUUUACUUGGAAGAUUUUGACCCUGGAGUCAAAGAAGGUGCAUCUUGGGCCCUUGGGUAUAUUGCCCGACACAAUUCAGAACUGUCACAAGCUGUGGUGGAUGCAGGCGCUGUUCCUCUUUUAGUGCUCUGUAUCCAGGAGCCAGAAAUUGCUUUGAAAAGGAUUGCUGCUUCAACUCUCAGUGAUAUUUCAAAGCAUUCUCCAGAGUUAGCACAGACAGUAGUGGAUGCAGGAGCUAUCGCUCACUUAGCUCAGAUGAUCCUCAACCCUGAUGCUAAACUGAAGCGUCAGGUGCUGUCAGCUCUAAGCCAAAUAGCAAAGCAUUCAGUGGAUCUUGCAGAGUUGGUGGUUGAAGCAGAAAUUUUCCCAGUUGUGCUCACAUGCCUGAAGGACUCAGAUGAAUAUGUCAAGAAAAAUGGUGCAACUUUAAUUAGAGAGAUAGCAAAGCAUACGCCUGAGCUUUCACAGCUUAUAGUAAAUGCAGGUGGAGUUGCUGCUGUGAUUGAUUGUAUUGGCAGCUGCAGAGGGACUGUCAGACUGCCUGGCAUCAUGAUGCUCGGUUAUGUAGCAGCUCAUUCAGAGAACCUGUCAAUGGCAGUGAUUGUCUCCAAGGGAGUACCACCAUUGUGUGCCUGCUUGAUAGAAGAACAUGAAGAUCAUAUUAAGGCAGCAGCUGCUUGGGCCUUGGGACAGGUUGGAAGACAUACUCCUGAGCAUGCACGUGCCGUUGCAGUGGCAAACGUGCUACCCACACUGCUUGCUCUGUAUAUGGACACACGCAGUUCAGAAGAUCUCCAAAUGAAAACUAAAAGAGCCUUAAAGAACAUCCUUCAGAAAUGCACGUAUCUUCCAGCACUUGAACCAUUGCUGCAUGAUGCGCCUCCCAAUAUUAUGAAACAUAUUGUUGGGCAGUUUAGUAAGGUGUUACCACAUGACAGUAAAGCACGUCGUCUCUUUGUAACAACUGGUGGACUUAAAAAGGUUCAAGAAAUAAAAGCAGAACCUGGGUCACUUCUUCAGGAAUAUAUCAACACUAUUAACAAUUGCUAUCCAGAGGAAAUAGUAAGGUAUUACUCCCCUGGAUACUCUGAGAUACUUCUGGAAAGGGUGGAAAAUUACCAUCCAGUUUUAUAAACUUCAAUUUUUUAUUAGACCUGUAUUUCACAUUUAUGCCUUUAUGACUGUAAUACAAAUACAGCUGUUGAAACUCUUGUUUGAUUCUGAAAUCUCCUUCUACUCUUUGAACUACUGAAAGAGCUCACCAAUUCCAGUAAGCUAUAUUUUGUUCUUUAUAAACUUGUUUGUUGCUAA
This is a messenger RNA of Cariama cristata (Red-legged seriema), 1791 nucleotides long. RefSeq names its product sperm associated antigen 6 (gene SPAG6). Gene Ontology annotation, biological process: filopodium assembly; sperm axoneme assembly; epithelial cilium movement involved in extracellular fluid movement. Gene Ontology annotation, molecular function: microtubule binding. The record is from RefSeq and is a predicted model, not a curated record. Gene Ontology annotation, cellular component: axoneme; acrosomal vesicle; sperm principal piece. The coding region runs from base 1 to 1614 and encodes 537 amino acids. The transcript has 11 exons. NCBI's taxonomy places the organism in Eukaryota, Metazoa, Chordata, Aves, Cariamiformes, Cariamidae.